Messenger RNA from Brettanomyces nanus, 1557 nucleotides. RefSeq lists its product as uncharacterized. The transcript has a single exon. Bases 1 to 1557 code for a protein of 518 amino acids. Lineage: Eukaryota; Fungi; Ascomycota; Pichiomycetes; Pichiales; Pichiaceae. The record is from RefSeq and is a predicted model, not a curated record. Gene Ontology annotation, molecular function: biotin transmembrane transporter activity; dethiobiotin transmembrane transporter activity; solute:proton symporter activity. Gene Ontology annotation, biological process: biotin import across plasma membrane. Gene Ontology annotation, cellular component: membrane.
AUGUGGGACAAAGAUUCUACAGCCCCUUCUGCUACGUCUGGGAAGCUCUCUUCUGAUGACCCAGAAUCAAAAUUGGCUGUCACUACAUCCUGUAAUUCAGUGCCACAGAUUCUUCCUACAGAUAAGGAACUAGACAAAGUUUACCGUCAUUUGGAUUAUAGGAUAAUUCCCGCAUUAUGGUGCCUUUACUUCCUUACUUCCUUUGGCUCUUCUGCUUACGGUAACACUCUUACCAUGAACUAUGAGACAAAUCAUUCGUUGGCAGCGUCUUUGGACUUAAAAGGACACGAUCUUUCCACCGCAAGUGCUUUAUACUAUGUGGCUUAUAUUAUUUUUGAUCUUCCUAUGAACUUGAUCAUGACUCAACUUUCGCCUCAAGUUUGGCUUUGCCGUAUUGUGGUUACUGUCGGUGUUUGCUAUCUGUGUUACUCUGCUCUUCAUAAUGCUUCUGGUCUUAUUGCCAUUAGAUUCAUGUCAGGCUUUGCCGGGUCUGGUACGUGGCCUGGAAUGACUUACUAUAUAUCUCUUUGGUACCCUGAGCAGAGAACCGCAAGAAGAAUUGGUUACUACUUCACUGCUGCUCAGCUUAGUGCUGCUGCUGCAGGCCUAGUUUCUGCGGGUUUCCAGAAAAUGGAUAUGGUACACGGAUACUUUGGCUGGAAGUGGUUGUAUAUUGUUUACGGUACCAUUCUCAUAGUAGAUGGUAUUUCACUUAUAUGGUGGCUUCCUGACAGACCUCAGUACUUGGCGGUCAAUUCCAAAUGGAAUAGACAUAUCUUGCCUAAAAGAUUCCAAAAGUAUUUUACCCCAAAACAGCCAUUAUCACACGAAGAACGACAAAUGCACGCUGUGGACAUGAAACAAAGAUAUAAAAGAGUGUCUUGGGGCGUGAAAGAUUUGGUUAGAGUGUUGAUGGAUGUCCGUACUUGGGCCCUCAUCAUUAUGUAUUUUGGAGUGGUUGGUGUUGGCUACGGCUUGGCUGUUUUUGCGACAACUUUAAUCAAAGUUAAUAACCCAAAUCUAUCUGGCAUAUCCAUCUCUUUAUUAUAUGCUCCCAUUUGGUUGUUUGACUUUGCUUCGAUCUUGAUUGUCACUCCAUUUGCUGAUAGAUACAAGCAGAAGAGAUACGUUUUCUUCUGUGGUGCAGCUGUUAUCAUUAUAGUGGGACUUUUAGUGACUACAUAUGCGAAAAGUUCUUGGAGUAGAUGGGGAGGAUUACUUAUUGCUGGAUUUGGCUUAGGACCGACCGUUCCUAUUUGUAUGACGUUAGCUUCAGAGAUCAUGACCAAAAUCUACGGCGAUGUUGGAUGUGCAGCAGCUGCUGCUAUUGUGUCGGGCCUCGGUAAUUUGGGUUCGGUGACAUCUACAUACGCCUUAUACAGUGGAUGGCCUUCUGAUGAAAAGAAUCUCUACAGAAAUUCAAACAUGAUUUUAGUGUUGAUGUGUGGUGUCAGUAUCAUUGCAUGCCUUGCUCUUACUUUGAUGAGAAGUCACAUGAGCGAAGAGCCAAUUGAGGUGCAACAGAAGAAAAAACAAGAACAAGAACAACAAGAAUAG